Fundulus heteroclitus (mummichog) is the source of this 4079-nucleotide messenger RNA. RefSeq names its product transport and golgi organization 6 homolog (Drosophila) (gene tango6). Bases 174 to 3329 code for a protein of 1051 amino acids. NCBI's taxonomy places the organism in Eukaryota, Metazoa, Chordata, Actinopteri, Cyprinodontiformes, Fundulidae. The transcript has 18 exons. Gene Ontology annotation, biological process: protein secretion. The record is from RefSeq and is a predicted model, not a curated record.
AGCCAAUCAUUUCCAUGUGGAUCAGCGCAGCGUGAUGACGUCACCUUUCGGCGCCCGUGUGAUGUGUUUUUAAGCCCCGCAGCAACGUGCAGCCUGAUGUGCAGCGUUUAUACUGGGGGAAAAGUCCCAGCUGUGAGUUGAUGUGGACCGGGGAGGAAAGUUAGAAGCCUGACAUGACAUCUGCGAUCCUCUCUGCCAUAAAUAUCCUGACCAAACCUCUGGGCGAGGCGUCUGCGCAGGCUUCGCAGCAGGAGGCCCUUCAUGCUGCCCUGGGGGCCAACAGGGCCCUUCUUCUGGAGCGGCUUCAGAGCGACAGCAGCCUGCAGCCGGUGAGGAGCCAGAGGGAGGAGGUGAAGGCAGCAGCCGGCUGGUUCUGCAGCGAGACCCACGACGUCACGUGGAGCUUCGUCCAGGAGUGUCUCCUGCUCCUCCUCACCUUAACUCGACAUCUGACCGAUGAACUGAAGCGCUUCCAGGAGGCCCCGCCUCCUUCAGGAAAUCUCCGCACACCGGAGAUGGCCCCGCCGUUGCCCCCCGACGUCCUGAGCGUCUCCCAGCAGAAGACGCUGGGCGCUGCCCUGCAGUUUGUGGUUUCUCUGGGGCUCUGCCCCUACCUGGCCGCGGGGGUUGGGGUCCCACUGGGUCGCAGGUCGGCGUUCGGUUCUGUGGUGGAGAAACUGAUCCGGAGGGAGGCGUCGCCCCCCGCUGGACGCCGUCUGCUGACCACAACGAGAGUCCUGCUGCAGGCGGCGGAGUUGGCGACUCUGGCCACGCUGGUGUUCACGAGACAUCUGGGGGACGUGAUGGCGGCGCUGUGUCAGCUGGGCUACGAGCCGCACCGAGAGGAGGACAGGCCACUCAGGCCUGAAGAGUGUCGAUCGUGUAAAGAGGCCCUCAGGAACCUCCUUGGAAAAGUCUACCAGCCGAUCGUCGUCAAGGAGCUGCUGAUCCUUCAGGGUGGACCCAAACAGUCGGGCCCAUCCGGGAGCUCCGUCGGAUCCAGCAGCAGCAGAGCCGCCCUGGGAUCAGCUCCGGCCUGGCUGAGGCGUCUCUGCGGCCAGCUGCUGUCCGAGCGUCUGAUGCAGCCGAACGGUGUGCAGGCGGUCGUCAGAGCCAUCCUGGAGGGAGGAACGGGGGGCGACUCGGAUUGGAGGAAAUGUGACGCUGUGGCCCGGAUCCUGGUGGCCUGCCCCCAUCAGUCGGCGUCAGCAGACGGCUACUUCAGGCUGGUCUGUCCUCAGGUUCUUGAGCUCCUGCACAUCCGAGACAAGCUGACGGCCCUGCAGUUCCAGCGGGUUGCCACCAGAGCGGCGCUCUUGAUGGUGCAGGAAAGGCCCGGCUUUGCCCAGCAGUACCUGCUGGGCCCCCUGCUGGCUCCGCUGCGCCGGUGCAUCACCGCCUCUGCUGAAGAGCAGUCGCAGGUCGCUGUGGAGGAGUCUGAGCUCACUCGCUGUUUGGAGGACGUCUACAAGGUCUGGGUGGUCGGAAACAGCCCGUCUGCGGCUCUCCUCGCGGCGCUCGAAGAGGUUGUUCCUGUCGUCUUCACGCUUUUCUGUUUUACCAAACAGAACGUCUCCCAUCUGCGCGGACCCUGUCAGGAGAUUCUGCUCUGGUUCCUGAGCCAUUCAGAGACGUCUGCGUCGCUGUCGUCGCUCCGGCAGCUCUCCGGCCUGAGGGAGCGUAGGAACGACGUGGCGGCGGAGUUCCAGUUCGCGGCGGGGGGCGGUGGAGGCGUCCGGCUCCGCUGCAGACAGACCUGCAGUGAUGAAGACGAGGAGCUGUACGAGAAGCUGUCUGGGGAACAGUGGAGGCUGGAGUGUCUGAUGCAGCUGCUGGCUCAACUCAAGGACUCGGACCUGCCUGGGGAUUUCUUCCUGGACCUGCUGCAGGAGCUGACCAGUUGGGCCGCAGAUGAAGAGACGGAGGGUGACGACGAGUUGGAUGUGGCGGCCAUGACGCUGCUGGAGGUGGAGCGGCAGCUGCUGGGCGGAGCCGAGAGACGGGCUGGGCGGCUGACUUUGCUUCAGGUGCUGGCCGUGAUGGUGGAGUGUCUGCAGCACGACCGGCUGCUGAGGAGGACCUCACAGGUUGUGGACUUCAUGGUGUCCUUGCUGCAGAGGGCCUGCGUGGGGCUGGGUGCGGCCGCGGGGCCCAGCGUGGGGAACCCGGUGGAGAGCCAGACGCUCAGCAUGGGGAUGGGCCUGGUGGCGACCCUGCUGUCUGCGCCUCAGGUCAGCGCAGAGGACUACUCCUGCAUGUCCAGGCUGCUCCCGCCUCUGGAGGCGCUCUCUCAGCGGCACCCCGACGCCGUCGUCCAGGAGCUGGCGUCCAACCUGAGAGCCGUCAUCGCCACCCGUGGCGCCUGCCGUCCUGACGAUCUUGCAGGUGCGGCGGCCGCUCGGGGCUCCAGGGAGCCUGAGAGUAAAGGAAACAACCGGCAGACGCCUGCCAGCACCGGCAGCAGCUCCCCACAGCAACCCUGUCCCACAGGAGGGGGGGGGAGGACCAGCGCCGGUGGCCCUGAUCCAAACGACAAGCCCUUCUCUGAUUGGCUGCUGGAGGCGUGUGACCCGGACGUGCCCACCCGGGCCUUCGCCCUGAGGGUCCUGACCCAGAGGGUGCGGCGCAGAGACCCAGAGGCCGUCCAGGCUCAGGAGAAGGUCCUCACGCUCUUCCUGGAGAACCUGGAACACGAGGACGCUUUCGUCUACCUGUCGGCCAUCCAAGGUCUGGCUGUUCUGGCCGACUCCUAUCCGGGUCGGAUCCUCCAGAGGCUCCUGAAGGAUUUCCAACACGGCCCGUCGCUGCCUUCGUCCAACAAGGAGCGCUCCCUGGAGACCCGGCUGAAGGUGGGAGAGGUCCUGAUGCGGGCGAGCAGAGCGAUGGGGGAACUGACGCCCCAUCUAGGCCGUCCUCUGGUCAGCGUCUUCCUGCGGGGAACCAGGGAUUCGGACCAGAGUGUCCGGGCCAGCAGCCUGUCCAACCUGGGGGAGCUCUGCCAGAGGCUGGACUAUUCUCUGGGACCGCUGGCACAAGAGCUGAGCUCCUGUCUGACGGCUCUGAUCAAAACGGAGAAGGAGGCCGAGGUGAGGAGAGCUGCUGUCCACGUCGUCGCUCAGCUGCUCCGAGGCCUCAGCGAUAAAACCACCCAGGUUCUCCAGGACGUCCUCCUGGACCUGUACAGGGCCCUGAAGUGGGUGGUGCGCUCAGACCCGGACGAGGUGGCGGUGCUCCACGCGCAGCUGGCUCUGGAGGAGCUCGACGACGUGAUGAGGAGGUUCAUCUUCCCCGGGCAGAAGCUGGAGAAGAAGAUUGUCGUCCUGCCGUAGAACUUUGGGAGAACUUUUGAAGAGCAGAACCAACCGGGCUGAAGCCGGGAAGUUCUGCAUCAGCUUCUCCUUCAGCGUGCAGAUCCGGGUCAAUUCAUACCUGUAAAGCAGGGGUGUCCAAUGUGCGGCCCGGGGGCCAUUUGUGGCCCCUGUACUGGUUUUGUGCGGCCCCCUCAGACUGCAUUUCAAAAAAAGGUUUGACAGAUGGAAACGUAUUAUUUGUACUUAAUAUAACUGAAUUCAAAUAUUCAAUUAGUUCAAAUAUAAUUGAAUGUUGGGUACAAAAGAAAACAUUUGCCUUUUAAGAACCACACUUUUUUACAUUAUUUUUAAUUUAACAGUAAACAGGACCGCAUCUGUCUGACUUUUAAUCAAACGUAGACGUUGGUGCAUUAAAAUCUGAUUGGAAUUUGUUUAAAAAAAAUUUCAUAUUUUGUAGCACAAGUUAAAAAAUAUAUAUAUUAUGGUUAUGUCAUUUAUUUGUAUUAAUUCUAUGGCCCAUGAGUGAUUUUUAGACUCGACAAUUUCGGCCCUCAAGCCGUAAAGUUUGGACACCCCUGCUGUAAAGAAACCAUUUAUAGCCUUGGCUGUGGGCAUAAUUGGUCAUAAAAAGGCUUAAAUGGGAUUUCUACUCUAAUUCACUUACAUAAAAUUUUCACUUACAUUGUGUUGCUCUAUAUUUCCAUUUAUUUUGGUUUUGAUCCCCUUUGGAACGAUCGUGACCCCUGAUUAAACCAAAAUGUAUUCUAA